CCCAGACUGGACUUUCAGCUUCGCUUUUCCAAAGCUACAUCUGUCACUAGUGGCAACCCUCUUAUCAAUUAAUGUCAAAAUUCAUAUCAGUCAGAAAUUGGGAGGGGAGAGAAUCAAAACUGCGCUGAAUUCGGGAUUUGCGACUUCGAGUUCGGUUGUUGAAUUUCUUUGUUUUUAUUUUUAUAAGUAAAUGUAAAUUAGAUGUCAAGUUAUUUUAAUCAUGAAAAAGGGAUAUAAAGUGACCGAUGUAAGGAGGGAGAAGAAAAUAGGCAUCGCAGCUGAAAACCUACAGGAGUUGGUGGAGAAGUCGUGCAAAAAGUUAGGCUUCAAUGUCAGCUGCGCAGAAUGCCGGCUGUGCGUGGCCGAGGACGGGACACAGGUGGAUGACGACGACUACCUGGCCACCCUGCCACCACAAACACUCUUUAUAUUAUUAAAAAAUAAAGAGGCAAUGGUCACUGACUUUGAUUACUACUAUGAGCUGAUCCGGUCACCUAAGAAGGAUUACAUAGACACUGGGGCUGCAGCCAAGGAGUUUCUAACCACUAACAUCAAGGAGAAGUUCAAGGUGUUCCAGAGGUACAUUGCAGCUGCUGAUGACGCGCGCACCAUGCUCAGUGAGAGGACUCAGGACCCUGAGUGGUUUGAAGGUUUGGAGCCUUCUGAAAAAACAAAAGAGCAAUCAAUGUCAAAACGUGUGAAAGAACGAAUGAGGGGGUAUUACUAUAAAACGAAGUCUGCUCUCCAAUCAUCCGAGGUCUACAUACACUCCAAGAACGGACGUGGAAAGAAACUCAUAGACCAGUUUCUUACUGAUUUGCGGAAUAUCCUCGAAUCGCGCAAGUACAAUGAUACCUACUUCAACCGCAAGGCUAAUGAAACAGCGCGCAUGUGCGAUGAGAAGGGAGUGUUUCAAUGUGGAGGCUUAUGGAGCGAUAACAAGUGCCUGUACGAAGGCGAGCACAUCAUCAACCCUUACAGAAGCCGUGAAGAGCGCAUCAUAUUCCAAACUUGGAAUUUAGACCACAACAUCGAGCUCUCAAGGUCUAUAAUCCCAAAAAUUCUUGAAGCAAUCGACGGGUUGUACAACGGUGAUAUUAAAUGUAUAAUGUGUGAUAAGGAUUCGAAGGUAGGCGUCCUGGAAGCCGACAGGUACUUCCUGCAAAUAUUUACGCGGGAGAAUCUCAAGCUGGUGCACAUAGUGUGCCAUUACAAAGGUAAGCACGACUCUGAGUCCGGUGUGUACACACUAUGUAAAAAAUGUUUUUCUGGCCAAAGCAUUGAGUAUAAGUAAGAAGUUGAAGAGAAAAAUGCAGAUUCAGGAUUCGAUUCUUUCUAUUUGCUUUUUUUAUCUAUGUUUCGUAAGGGUAAUUAGCUUUACAAGCAAUUUGUAUUGAUUAAGUAUUAUGACUCCUACGUAUUAUGAUUUAUUCUAAUUCUAUUUUACAUAUGAAAACGCAAGCCGUCUAUGAGGCAUAAAGUUUGGCUUCAAUUAGUAUACUUAACUAGAGUGCCCUAAAAAGGCAACAUACUAAAAUAUUAUCGCAAUUAAGUUAACAAAUCUGAAUCUGCUGCUUUUAAAAAUAUUUUAACCUAAUUCUUAUAGUUAUACUGAAUUUUAAUAAUGCCUGUACUUUCUGCCAUGUAGGUACGCUAAAGUAGCGACUUGUGUCAGAUAGACUAACAAUAUGAAGGAUCUCAUUGUUAAUAAUUCUAGUUAAAAAAAAAUGCCAGAGAAUUGUGAACUAUUUAUGCACUUACCUACUGU
This is a messenger RNA of Trichoplusia ni (cabbage looper), 1768 nucleotides long. RefSeq names its product DNA fragmentation factor subunit beta (gene Drep4). The coding region runs from base 221 to 1294 and encodes 357 amino acids. Gene Ontology annotation, cellular component: cytoplasm; nucleus. Gene Ontology annotation, molecular function: DNA endonuclease activity. Gene Ontology annotation, biological process: apoptotic DNA fragmentation; apoptotic process. Lineage: Eukaryota; Metazoa; Arthropoda; Insecta; Lepidoptera; Noctuidae. The record is from RefSeq and is a predicted model, not a curated record. The transcript has 4 exons.